AUGACUUUCAAUCUCCCAUUACCACCCAAUACGGUACAUCAACUGCUGAACAGAUCCAAUCCCCUGCUUCUAAACAGCCCUAACAGCACCGGUACAAAUCAUGUGUCGCAGUUAGCUGCAUCCUCCGGAUCACUGCCCUCUUCAAUCGGCCGCACAGCAACUUCUCCGUCAGAUCCCGAACAGAUGCUUUUCUACGGCCGUCACGUGAUGGGUCAAGGUAUCGGUGCAGGCAGUACGGGAGUGAAUACAGCGCCAAAAUCCUCGCGAUUUCCUCACCUUCCUCCUCCCCCGGCUUCUUUGCAUUCCAUUUGGGAUCGACACGUGUUUCCCAAACUCAUGUCUUCAAACCUGAGCAAUGGAGGUAACAGUGUGGAAACGGAUGCGUCCAACGAAGUGCUGUCACGAGCUCUGAAGACCCUCAGUGACUUGGCGCCGAGCUCAGAAUUGACUGCAUCCAUCAAGGACUACCAGGCAGACUACUUGGCGCAUCUGAACAACAACAACGGACGCACCAACUCGUCGCCGUCCAUUUCACAAUCACGUGGUGCACUGGAUGGUGGCAAUCCAUUGUCGACUUACAGUUCUUUGUUGGCGGGUAGUUUGCACAAAAUACUGGAUUCGAAAUCGGCCUUCAAAACACACGUCAGAACACCCAGCCGUUCGUUCAGUCAUCCUGCAGCCGAUGUGAAAUCGCCUGAUCAGUCUUCGACAACGGCUCUGGCAGCGAUGGCCGCUGCUUUGGCCGUUUCUGGGCUCAAGUUACCAGCUCACCUAGGCGCCGCAACUUACGGCCCGAAUGAUAACACCUGCCCUCCAGCCUCAAGGGAUUCGGGUGCCGGACUUUCUGACGUCAUCAGUCCGCCAGCGUCAUAUCGUGCCUCACCCGUGAAUCGGUCAGAUUUGAUGGCGACUACACCAUCCUUGGUUUCCAUGAUCAGUUCGCCAAUGGAUGAGUUUUCACGUCUGCCAGAUUUCAAACAGGCCUCGUCCUCUUUUCUGAUGAUGCCACGACUCCAACUACCCUUAGCAGACCAAGACGUGGAUUCUGCGGACGUGACAAUCGACAUAAAUCGACCAAAAGUUGAACUGGUCGAUAAGGUAUUGUGGGACAAAUUCCACUCUCAGGGAACCGAGAUGGUGAUCACCAAGAGCGGACGGCGGAUGUUCCCUCCAUUCAAGGUCAAGGUAAGCAAUUUGGACAAACGUGCCAAGUACAUUGUCCUGAUGGACAUCGUUCCGAUGGAUGACUGUCGCUACAAAUUCCACAACAAUCUGUGGAUGAUCGCGGGCAAGGCGGAUCCCGAGAUGCCAAAGCGGAUGUACCUACAUCCAGAUUCGCCGUCCAACGGAGAACAGUGGAUGCAGAAAGUGAUCUCGUUUCAUAAACUGAAGCUGACCAACAACAUUUCCGACAAGCACGGUUAUACAAUCCUCAAUUCGAUGCACAAAUAUCAGCCACGAUUUCACCUGGUUCGAGCAAACGAUAUUCUCCGGUUAUCUACCUCGAGGUUUCACACAUACACAUUUAAAGAGACUCAGUUUCUCGCCGUCACUGCUUACCAGAACGAAAAGAUUACACAACUCAAGAUUGAUCACAAUCCAUUUGCCAAGGGAUUUCGUGAAAGUGGUGGCGGUCGACGUGAGAAGAACAAACGGAGUGAAAAUUUGAAAACCGGUCCACUUCGAUUGUCCCAUUCCGGGACAGAAACACGUCGAGAUAGCGCCGCCGAUCUGUUUGACGGCUCGAAUCUCACCUCAUCAGACACGGAGAACGAACCGGAUAUGGAGGAAAUGUUGGCGGAUGGAGUAGAGGAACGAAGCAGCAGAAAUGGCACCCAGUCGAUGGUGGUAGACUACGCCGAACAACACCGGUUUCACAAAGACUCAAAACAGUCAGUCAAACGAUUUGCCCCAAAAAGGAAUAUUAGUGGAGCUUCAGUCAACGUGCGUUUAGACUCACCAAGCAAACUGCAAUUCCCUUCGUUUCCUGGUUCAAUAAAGGGUUCGAAUGUGUCGCACACGACAAAACGAACCCAGAGCUUCACUCCCGAUGUUCUACCCCAGAUAGUAGGUCGGCGAACCAAUGGAAGUUCACCACCGAAUGUGACGAUUCUGUCUCGAGGACUUUACCUUCCGGAUGGCCGGAAGGAAUUGGCUGAUUCCGGGGUGGAAGACGUAGGACCGGCAGCAAAGUACCUCUGCAGACUCAAGGAUGAUAACGGCACUGGAGUUCCCACCUUCCCCUAUAGACCCACUUCCUCGCAUUCGUCGAUUUCCAAUUGCUACUCAACUCCUUGGUCCGAUCCUCUGAGUCCUACAUCCUCGAAAGUGGAAAAUCCGCCUGAACCUCUUGAAGCACAGUGUAACUUUCCUCAGUUCACACAUCAUGCUGAAAUGGAACCAAACGAAUCGACGCGAAUUCCUCCUAACAUGGAUGUCCUAAUGAGAAGUCCCCAAUAUUUAUCUUUGCUGGGUAAUUACAUUUACCAGAACCCACAAUUUAUUCCUCAGUUUCUAUCGCUCUUGUACCACCAAAAUUUCGCGCAAUCCCUCGGCAUUUCCAAAGAAGAAUCACCAACCAAUCUGUCCGUGGGAGGUCGAUUGUCUAGUUGGAGUAACUCGAAUCCAGGAGAAACCAACAUUCCUACUGGCAAUAUGAACGUCACAUCUGCAUCAGCAGGAAUACAAUCCAGUUCCGUCGCCAGUUUUUCCAUAUCCGCUUUGACAAAUUCACCAAUCACAAGCAAGAAAAGUUGUACAGACAGUAGUCCAUCUGCUGAGUUGAACAACGAAGAAUCUUCAGAGUCUAACGACGAAAAACCAAUGGAGGAUGUUGAUGAUAAUGCGCAUGUUACAAUUGAAUAAAUAGUCACUCCACCGGUGCUGUGUUUCGCUACUUACGCCGACACAUUCCUCUCGUUCUGGGAUCAUUUGCCCCAGUCAAUUCGAGCUUCACGAGCACAGAUGCACCAAACCUGUUCCCUUCCUUUUCCCUUGUCUGUGAUUUCCUAUCAGAGAGUUCCCCUUUUCCCCUUACCUUGUGCACAAAAGGUGAAUUUCCCCACUGUACAUAGUUCCAUGCGAUCAGCAGUGAACAUACUACUGACGAACGAAUAGUUAGUAGAUUAACAAACCAUGUGCUACUUGUGUUUUUCAACUGUACACAUAAAGUUGCGAACAGGCAAAUUCGAAAUAGAUCGGAGAUGUUUAUUUUGUUCGCAUUGUGAAUCCCGUUUCUUCCGUUUUCUUCACACCCCUUGAUAUAUGUCUUUGACAUGCAUAAACUAUUGAUCAAGUAAAAUUUGUGCAAAAUUUACAAUACAUGAGCUAUGGUUUUUCAACUAAACGC
Molecule: messenger RNA, 3349 nt
Organism: Opisthorchis viverrini
Lineage: Eukaryota; Metazoa; Platyhelminthes; Trematoda; Opisthorchiida; Opisthorchiidae
Exons: 6
Coding region: 1-2865 (954 amino acids)
Biological process (GO): positive regulation of DNA-templated transcription; cell fate specification; regulation of transcription by RNA polymerase II
Cellular component (GO): nucleus
Molecular function (GO): DNA-binding transcription factor activity, RNA polymerase II-specific; RNA polymerase II cis-regulatory region sequence-specific DNA binding
Source: RefSeq, a predicted model, not a curated record